Molecule: messenger RNA, 1880 nt
Organism: Ricinus communis (castor bean)
Lineage: Eukaryota; Viridiplantae; Streptophyta; Magnoliopsida; Malpighiales; Euphorbiaceae
Product: pheophorbide a oxygenase, chloroplastic
Exons: 7
Coding region: 165-1760 (531 amino acids)
Cellular component (GO): chloroplast thylakoid
Molecular function (GO): pheophorbide a oxygenase activity; 2 iron, 2 sulfur cluster binding; chlorophyllide a oxygenase activity
Source: RefSeq, a predicted model, not a curated record
AACAAUAGGAAUCUUGCACGCAAACACUUCUCUCACUUUCUCUCUCUACAUUUUCACAUUUCUCUCUCUCUAGAAUAUUCCCAAAUUAAAACUGCAUAAAGAAACCCAAGUUGUCAAUAAACUAAUCCAAGAAGAGAGAAAAAGAACAUUAAAACAACUUAAACAUGGCUCUACUUAUUUCUGCUUCUUGCAUGCCCAAAUCUUCACUAUCCCUGACGCAAACCCACUUCAAAGAUUCUAUCUUUUUGUUUAACAGAACAUUUAGUUGCCAAAAGCUGCCAACAAGAACCUACAAACUCUCUCCUCUACAUGUGGCAGCACCUCCAUCACCGUCUGUAGAGAAAGAAGAAGAGUAUAGGGUUGAUGAUGAGAGUGGACAAGAGAGUGUUGAUUCAAAGUUCUCUUGGAGGGAUCAUUGGUAUCCUGUUUCUUUGGUUGAGGAUUUGGAUCCUGGCUUGCCAACCCCGUUUCAGCUUCUGGGUAGAGACUUAGUUCUUUGGUUUGAUACGACUAAUCAAGAAUGGGUUGCUCUUGAUGAUAAGUGUCCCCAUAGGCUUGCUCCUUUAUCUGAAGGCAGAAUUGAUGAAAAUGGACAUUUGCAAUGUUCAUAUCAUGGCUGGUCAUUUGAUGGAUGUGGAUCCUGCACAAGGAUUCCCCAGGCCAUGCCAGAAGGUCCUGAAGCUCGUGCAGUUAAGUCUCCUAGAGCUUGUGCUACUAGAUUUCCUACAAUGGUGUCCCAAGGUCUUCUCUUUGUUUGGCCAGAUGAGAAUGGUUGGGAAAGAGCUCGGGCCUCCAAGCCUCCAAUGUUACCUGAUGACUUUGAUAAACCUGAGUUCUCAACAGUUACAAUUCAGCGUGAUUUGUUCUAUGGUUAUGAUACACUCAUGGAGAAUGUCUCUGAUCCUUCCCACAUUGAUUUUGCUCAUCACAAGGUUACUGGAAGGAGAGAUAGAGCCAAACCCUUGCCAUUUAAGUUGGAGGGUAGUGGUCCUUGGGGCUUUGCCGGGGCCAAUGAAGGGAAUCCACGGAUCAGCGCUAAGUUUGUUGCACCUUGUUACUACAUAAAUAAAAUAGAGAUAGACACAAAACUUCCUAUAGUUGGUGAUCAGAAAUGGGUUAUAUGGAUUUGUUCCUUCAAUGUGCCAAUGGCACCUGGCAAAACCCGUUCGAUUGUCUGUAGUGCUCGAAACUUCCUCCAGUUCACAAUGCCAGGGCCUGCCUGGUGGCAGGUGGUUCCUAGAUGGCACGAGCACUGGACGUCAAAUAAGGUAUACGACGGAGACAUGAUUGUUCUUCAAGGUCAAGAGAAAAUCUUUCUUUCUGAAUCAAAGGAAGGUUCUAAUGUGAAUGAGCAAUACACAAAACUCACAUUCACACCAACUCAAGCAGACCGCUUUGUCUUAGCAUUUCGUAAUUGGCUGAGGCGACAUGGCAACAGCCAACCUGAGUGGUUUAGCUUUGAUGGUCAACAACCUUUGCCAUCAACAAUCCUAUCAAAACGUCAGAUGUUAGAUAGAUUCGAACAACAUACCAAUAAGUGUUCCUCAUGUAGAAAGGCAUAUACAGCAUUCCGAACAUUGCAGAAACUUCUAAUUGGUGCAACUGUUGCUUUCUCUGCAACAGCUGGAAUUCCCUCGGAUUUGAAUUUAAGGAUUAUCUUGGCUGGUCUUGCAAUUCUAAGUGCUGUUUCAGCCUAUAUCUUGAAUCAAUUAGAAAAUAACUUUGUACAUGUCGAUUAUGUACACGCAGAAAUUGAUUAAAAAGGGAAGGAAGCAAACACAUGGCUAGAUACAUCAAUUUUGUAAAGUAUAUAUACACAAAUCUUAUUUGUAAGUGUCAAAAGAGUAGUUUAUAUGAUAUAAUUCAUGCUUCUCCUUCAA